CUGUGGGAAUCUUUUUCGAAGCUUAGUACAGUUUCUUUUUAGCAGCUAUCACUGUUCGUUAAAGCUUCCCUACCGCAAACUUCCUUGCAAAAAUACACAAGCCAGCCAUGCCUAAAAGGAGCAAAGCGAACAAUGAUGCUGAAGCUAAUGAGCCCAAAAGGAGAUCAGAGAGGUUGAUAAACAAACCUGCACCGCCAAAGGCAGAACCCAAGCCAAAGAAGGUGGCGGCUAAACCCAAGAAAGCGAAGGAGCCUGAAAAGCCUAAAGAGGAGGAGAAGAAGGAGGAGGUCCCUGCUGAAAAUGGCGAGGCAAAGGCUGACGAGGAGACACCAGCGACAGAAGAGGCGGAACAGGAGGACGGGAAAGCAGAAUAACAUCCCAUCACAUCUACCUGUGCUCCCUGUACCUCUUUUCUUGUACAAUUCAGGGGAAUAUUUUUAUCUACUAUUUUCUAAAUGCAGGUUUUUUAGUAGUUUGAUUGUAGAAACACAUUUUUUAUGAAAGAAAAAAAAAAGAAUACAUUUUUUUUGCGAGGGAAUUCAUCACAUCCCACAUUUUUACAUCUUCAGAACAAUUACAAGCAUUGUCGGUGUCAGUUGUUUUUAUUUUGAAGAGGAAAAAAAAGUGAGAAGGGGAAAGGUGACAGGUUGCAGUGUUCGAACGCAAGCACGUUGUUUACACAGACAGCGGGACAACUCAGAGAGCUUGCCUAUCAUUCCGGAGGCUUGAUAAGGGACAGUAGGUGUAAUCUGUACCUGACUGAAGAGGAACCAGGGCUUGAGUUGUUCAAUGUGUAUUGUUUAUAAAUGAGGAAAAAAAAAAACUCGUAGAAUGUUUGUAUGCUGUGCUUCAUAUGUUAAUUCUUGUAUCCAUGCAGUUUGUUUGUUUGUUUGUUUUUUUCUUAACCAUUCUGCUUAAUAAACCUAUUCCCUAGUACUGGAGUUCAGGUCAGGCCUGUGCAUUUGCGUGUAAUUGGUUUUGUCUUUGUUCUGUGAUUAGCACCGCAAUAAAUUUUGUAUAGCUGCUGUGAAGAGGAAUUUCAAGCUCUAUAUAUACUGUGUGUGUGUAAUGGUACAAUGUCAGGAUGGUAAAAAAUGGAAUACCUUUGUUCUUAGCAAAGCUAAUGAUUGCUUAACAGUGUGAAAACAGGAGUGAUGCCGUAAAAUGAUGAUUCCUUUCUAAAGGCGUUUCCAACUUAAACUCAGAACUGUAAUUUCACCCGGGCUGUCCAGCACACAUACCAGCAGUAGCAAUAUCAAUACUGGACUUUAGAUAUGGAGUACAAGUGUACAGUUUUCUUUUGACUUUUGUUUAUAGAUGUAUCUCUGUGUAAUGACUGGUAUAAACGAACCAAUAAAAUU
This is a messenger RNA of Chanos chanos (milkfish), 1361 nucleotides long. It is a transcript of the gene hmgn1b, whose product is annotated as high mobility group nucleosome binding domain 1b. NCBI's taxonomy places the organism in Eukaryota, Metazoa, Chordata, Actinopteri, Gonorynchiformes, Chanidae. The transcript has 6 exons. The record is from RefSeq and is a predicted model, not a curated record. Bases 108 to 374 code for a protein of 88 amino acids. Gene Ontology annotation, molecular function: nucleosomal DNA binding. Gene Ontology annotation, cellular component: chromatin; nucleus.